Molecule: messenger RNA, 1149 nt
Organism: Cetraspora pellucida
Lineage: Eukaryota; Fungi; Glomeromycota; Glomeromycetes; Diversisporales; Gigasporaceae
Source: the annotation of a GenBank genome assembly
AUGUCUGCUCAAACACUACCUCAAACAGCUUCAAGACGUCUUCCAACAACUUACCAUUCAGUUCAACCUGGUUUUCAUGCAAGAAAACAGCAAAUUCUAGCUUCAUUAAUAGACCAAAUAAGUACUCGAACUGAUAAUAAUAAUGCAAACAAGUAUUCAUCCUCUAAAGUAUCUUCAUUAAUUGAUGAUGCAAUUUUGCCUAUAAUCGAAUUAAUUAACAAACAUGAGGAUUAUAUCGUAACGAGUAGUUGUUCCGGUAAAAUUUCAAUUAUUUCUACUAGUGCUAAUAGCAAUAAAUGUAGAAAUUCAAGGAAAUCUAUCUCCGGAAGGCUAGAAUCUUUAACAACUGGUAGUAUUAACCAUGGUGAAACUGAAAAUGGAGUUGUUUAUAGACAUCAAGAUGAUUUAGAUGAUGAUGAUUCAGAUUUAAAAUUUGGUAGUGGUGACGGUGGAAAAUUAUUAUUUGUCGCUCAUUCAAAAAUUAAUUUACCUAAAGAAAGAGAUUUAAUUAAUAAUUUUUUGAAAACGAUUUUGGGUGAAGAUUUUGAGAAUGCAACAUUAUCUAACAAUGAAAGUUAUGACUUGUUACAAAAUAAUGAUUAUAACUUGAUUUAUUUCAAAUUCAAUUCAAUGAUUUUACAUGUUGAAGCACGUACUUUAGAUGCUGCAAAAAAUCUUGUUAAAUUGGCCGUUGAUACCGGUUACCGUGAUUCUGGUCUGUUGACUACCUCAAAAAGGCAUAUGGUAGCAAUCCGUAAUUCUGUGAAACUUGAAACUCCAAUCGCAUAUUUAAAUUUAUCAACUCAAAAAAUACACCUUUUGGUGGAUUUAUUCUACUUACAUUUACUUAUUAAUUUAAGUAAUCAAAAUUUUGACGAAAUCCUGAGAAAAAUUAACGAUUUAUUGAGCACGCUUGACGAUAAUCUUUUUAAAGGUAUGGGAAGUGGCGAUGAUGGGGCUAGAAGAGCAUCAAAAGAUGGUGGUAAGACAUGGGAUCACAAAGAAGAAAGGAGAGAACGAAAAAGAAAAGAUAUAUUGGCCAGACAGAUUGGAUUAAGGAAAAGUGGUACUUUAAGUGAUGGCAACGAUGGAGAUGUAUCAACUGUUGAUGACGAAACUCAAGGUUUAGAUAAUUUGGAUAACGUGUGA